Molecule: messenger RNA, 2593 nt
Organism: Girardinichthys multiradiatus
Lineage: Eukaryota; Metazoa; Chordata; Actinopteri; Cyprinodontiformes; Goodeidae
Product: CD276 antigen-like
Exons: 9
Coding region: 35-1495 (486 amino acids)
Biological process (GO): cell surface receptor signaling pathway; immune response; negative regulation of T cell proliferation
Cellular component (GO): external side of plasma membrane
Source: RefSeq, a predicted model, not a curated record
UCAUUUUUCCAACCCAGCACUCAAACCUAGCAGGAUGGUUUUAUUUAUUACUACAUUUCUUUUCAUGGUAACUUUCUCCAGAUCAGACACAGACGUGUCCUGUGUUUUCAUGGAGAGCUGCAUGCUACCAUGUAGCCUCAAAGCUGGAGAUGAAAUCGUCGUCCACUGGUUUUAUUUACAGGGAGACCUUCAUGUUCACUCAUUCUACCAGAACCAAGACCAGCUAGGUCAUCAGGACCAGAACUUCAGAGGCAGGACGGCACUGUUCAACGAUCAGAUCUCCAGAGGUAACGUCUCACUUCUGCUGACAGAGGUGAAGGUUCAAGACCAGGGAAAAUAUAACUGCUUCAGCAGCACCAUCAGAGGAACCAUAAAUUCAUUCAUUAACCUCCAGAUAGACGCUCCAGUCUCUAAAGUCAGCAUCUCUCAGGAAGAAAACAGGAUCAUCUGCAGCUCAGAGAGGAUCUACCCUCAACCUGAACUCAGCUGGUCCACCAUCCCUCCAUCCAACACCACCCUGCAGAACAGAACCACAGUCCAGCAGACUGAAGAGAAGCUUUACAACAUCAGCAGCUCUCUGAUGGUUUCAGAUGAUGAUCCUGGUCUGACCUACAGCUGCACCAUCAGAACUCAGAGGAACAACAUGACAGCCACUAUUAGUAAACCAGCAAUGGCCAGGAUCAUGAUCCUUAACAUCUUGCUCUUUAUAACUUUUCUUCUGUCUGUUUCUGAAGCAGAUCCUGAGGUCUCCUGUGUUUUUAGUGAGAGCUGCAUGUUACCCUGUCAGUUCCAGUUUAGAGAUCAUCUGCUCAUCCACUGGAUCCAAGUGUCAGCUGGAGACUCUGUGGUCCACUCCUACUAUGAGGGCAGAGAUCAGCUGGGACACCAGAACCAGAACUUUAAGAACCGGACAUCGCUGUUUCAGGAUCAGAUCUCCAGAGGAAACGCCUCCCUGCUGCUGAGAAGAGUGAAGGUUCAGGAUGAGGGAAAAUACAAAUGUUACACCAGCACCAUCAGUGGAUAUGAAGAAUCAUUUGUUAGCCUUAAAACAGAACCUCCAGUCUCUAAAGUCAGCAUCUCUCAGGUGGAAAACAGAAUCAUCUGCAGCUCAGAGAGGAUCUACUUUCAACCUGAACUCAGCUGGUCCACCAUCCCUCCAUCCAACACCACCCUAAAUAUCACAACCACAGUCCAGCAGACUGUAGAGAAGCUUUACAACAUCAGCAGCUCUCUGAUGGUUUCAGAUGAUGAUCCUGGUCUGACCUACAGCUGCACCAUCAGAACUCAGAGGAACAACAUGACAGCCACUAUUAGUAAACCAGAACCUUUACAUCCUGCUGAAGCUUCAUCUUCGAAGGUGAAUGGAGGUCUGAUUGCAGCAGGUGUGAUAGUGGCAGCAGGAAUCAUAGGAUUUUUGAAGAAGAAAAACGUCAUGCAUAACUUUUGUAGUGGAUCAGGCCCAGCAUCCACUGAAAAUGGUGCUGGAGCAGCAUAGGAAUCAGAAGGAAUACAUUUAAACAUUGUGUCCGAAACACAGAAUGAAGGACGUCAUGAAGAAGAACAGAAGGAAGACAAAGGGGAUGACAUGGAGCACAAGGAGGAACCGUGAAGAAACCAGGAACAUGAAGGAGAACCUGAUGACUGAAGCAACCAGAGGACACAUGUACAGAGAGAAGGACUCCUGGAAAACACAGACCUGCUGCAGCUUUAAAGGGAGCAGGAGACUAAAGGCAGCUGAUGGAGGGAGACUGACUGAACACAAGGAAACGUGUCAACAAAACACAGGAGACAGAAAAAACUCAGCUGAACAUAAAACACAAGAAAGACUCAAAAUAUGAAACCCAAAGAAUUCACUGAGCUACAAAACUAACACUAAACUACAAUCCUCCAUAUCAUGACAGAUAUCUCAACUCAAGAGUCCAGUUUAUGAAGAGUUGAAUAAAACUGGUAGAAACAUCAAGAACCUCAUCUUUGAAAGAAUAUGAAGGAUGAUUAUUUUAUUUUAUCUUUGACUGUGUAAAUGCUUCAUUAUUUUAAUUAAUUUAAUGUCUUAUUUUGUUUAAAUGACAAAGUAUUAAACUGGUUAAUCAGCUAAGAGGAAACUUGUAUCUGCAGUUUUGGAGCCUUUUUCAUAAAUAAUCCCUGCAGGAUGAGUCGUUAUAAACAGACAUAUUCAGAUGUAUUUUCCCACAGAUUUCUGUCCAUCAGGAUCAGCAGGUUGUUUCUCUUGAUGUUCUUCUGAAAACAGGAGUGAAAAAUAGAGGAAAACAAACCAACAAACAGAAGAUCCUGAGAUGAAACAGCUUUGUUUCAGUCAGACAGAAAGCAGUUAGUUCAGCAGCUCUUUAUCAACCAAGUACUUUUAAUCAUUUGAUGUUUCUAAUUAUCAAAGAAACUGAAACAAGACAAACAUGUGAAAAUCCACCAAAACAUCAAUGCUGUGCUGCUGCUGCUUUAAAAUGAUGAUAAAAACAACACUAAUAAUAAAAAGAAAGGACUUUCAGGUUAUAUAUGUAUAAUAAAGGAAAUGAUGUCUGUUAAAACCUGUUUUCCUGUUUAAAGACCAAUAUUGAAUAAAUUACAUGUAGAAACA